Cylindrotheca closterium is the source of this 1719-nucleotide messenger RNA. Lineage: Eukaryota; Bacillariophyta; Bacillariophyceae; Bacillariales; Bacillariaceae. The record is from the annotation of a GenBank genome assembly.
AUGUCAAGCAUCCGUCGACUUUCGGAUGAAGAUGUGCGAGCUGUCUUUGAAAGCUUGCAUGGAGAUCAUCAACCCCCUCCUCACCUGAACUUUAAGAUUGUUCCCGUUGGUCCUACCGCGCUGAGGUUAUCCCCACCAUCCUAUGAAUUUGAAGAUGGCCUUUACGUGUUGCUCAAGCCCGACAAGAAGAGAAAGAAUGCCCGAGAUUGGGUCCCCGAUCUCUCUAUGGUUCCUUCACAUUUGAGAAACUUGACCAUGACAGACUUUCCGCCGAAAAUCUGUCCUUGGAGUCUAUCUGGGCCUCAGUUUCCCCAGCCUACAGCCAUACAACAAAGAUACUGUUAUCCAAAGGGAGAACAUGAAUACUCAAGCAGGAAAGGAGGAGCACUUUGGACGAUGUAUGAAAGAAACGGUAAAGAGGAUCUUCAAUUUCGGCUAUUGCAUGUCUACUUCUCUGCGAAGCGUGCCAUCAACAAGGGAGUUGACGUUGCGACAGAGGGAGUGGUCGCAAGCAAACGAACACCAACUUCCACACCUCGUCGAAGAAGAAAAGGAACCCCGAAUCGUUCUUCUCAAUCACCCUGGAACGAAAAAACUUACCCUCCCCAUAGUACACCUCGAUCUAUCCAUACAACCGUCACGGAAUCGCCUUUGAACAUGCCGGCUCCAGUUACUACGUUUCGCCCAUUUGCCAUGGCUACAAGCUGGCAUCCAGACCAAGAUAUUUUUGUUUCUCCGUUUACCAACGUGACUGAUUUUCUUGGCCAGCCUUUCCACCCUCUUCCUUCUUUCGAGCUUGAAUCACUGGAUGAGAAAGCCUUCAUGGCACCUGAACAAUCAGACUUUCAGAUGAUGGAAAGGUGUUUCCAGGACGACGCCCAGUCUUCCAGUCGCCAUGGUACAAAGCGAACAAAGACGACCACCCAAGCUCUGAUGGCGAGUGAUUCAGCAAUAAUGGACCUCGAGUCUUCCUGGACUUUAAACUUUGGAUACGAUUCAGAAGAAGACGCCUAUCGGCAAAUGGACCGUCGAUUGAGCAUCAUGGGCGAACGUGUCCGAAGCAUGGUUGCCUUGGAGACUGACAAGGAUCAUGCCAGAAGCGCUGUCGUCAAUUGGGCCCGAUCUAUUGAAUCAACCACUUUCGACGGUCAUUCAGGCUCCCAACAGACUGAUCAAGGCCAUGAUCGCGAUGUCAUUGAUAGCACGUUUUCGCCAUUAGAAGAUGCUGCUAUUUGUCACCUUUGCGCCCGCCUCGGCCCACGGUGGGAGGUCAUUGCGAAGCGCUUUCCACGUCACUCAACAUUAGAAGUGAAAUCGAGAUUCGAAACCCUGAGGAAGGAAUUCGAAUCGGGCCUUGCAAAAAUUAAUCCUUCAACCGAACUUGCUGAGAGUGCCGAAGCUCUGAAACACUCUGUCCUUUUGAAGGGCCCAAAUGCAAACAUGAAUAUCCUGCGAUAUCUGGCAGACUACAUUCUGAAAGAAGAUGGCAAAGGAGCAGUAGAGCCACCAACCUCUUUUGGCCCUUUCCGCGUUGCCAAGGCAGCCGAGGCUUGUAAACGGUGUGGGCUGAUAGUGCCGUCUUUGCAGACGGGGAGAAUCAUUUGUGAAAAGACGGGAUGGUGCAAAAAGUGUAGCAAACUUUCCGCGAUUGUCUACGGGGACUACCUUCGCGAGAUUUAUCCUCUGAAACCUGCCAAGCAGAGAACAGCGAGCGUUUGA